UUUAUUUGGUACAUAUUAAUUAAAACGAAAUAAAUGCUUUUUAUAUAUUACAUUCGAAGCGAGAUUAAAAUUUAAUGGACUAUGUGUACUGCAGUUCAGAAACAAUCGGAGCAGAAGACAUACUUCCGAUUUCAAAUAUAUAUGAUGGUAGAGCAAAUCAAGCAGAUCAUUAUUCUCCUAGUUUUAAUGGAUUUAGCAUUGGACCCAAUGACACCUCUGAUUAUAUAGAUCUUGUUCCGAUACUAGCAGACGGAGGUGAAACUUUUGGAGUAUCAACUGUAGCAUUUGAUGACUAUGAGGAGCUUCUAUGGAUGGGAAACCAAGGGGGUCACAUAACGUCAUAUUACAGCAACACGUUAAAAAAGUACACUUCUUUCCAAAUUCAUGUAAAUGAUGUAGUUCGCCAAAUUCUUACUAUCGAUUCAGGCAUUUUAGCAUUGACUCCGACUUCACUACGUCACCAAAUUCGAAGAGGAAUUCCAAAAUUUACAUUUUGUCGAAAUAUGUCCCAAAUGGUUUGCAUGCAGUUAUUAAGUCCUCAUCGCCUAAUAAUAGCUGGAAUGCAAGAUGAUAUGAUUGAUUUUGAUUUGCGAACGUUAAAGGAAGCUCAGCUAGAACGUAUUGGUUCGAGAGGUUGUACAGUACUACGUAAAAAUUCUCGAUAUUUAUUCGCUGGAGAUCCAUAUGGUACAGUUACGUUACGUGACUUAAAUUCCUUACAUGUUGAACAUACAAUAAAAACGCACACUGGUAGUUUGUGUGACUUUGAUGUGCAAGGAAAUUAUUUAAUAUCAUGUGGCUACAGUAUUCGACAAGGCACUCUUGUAGCUGAUCGGUUUUUAAUGGUAUAUGACUUACGUAUGCUUCGAUUAGUUUCCCCAAUUCAAGUGCUGAUCGAUCCACAACAAUUAAAAUUUAUUCCCUCCCAAGCUUCUCGAUUAGCGGUAGUGUCUAGUUAUGGCCAAGUUCAGCUUGUUGAUACUGUUGAACUUAGUGAGCCAAAAGUAUCAAUGUACCAAAUAAAUACUUCUGGAACUCAGUGUUUAAGUUUUGACAUAAGUUCUUCAUCUCAAGUAAUGGCAUUUGGUGAUCAAUCUGGACAUGUUAGUAUCAUUACUUCAAUUAAAGCUCCGCAACCCCAAUUUAAUGUGUAUCCUCGCGACACGGAAUUUGCCGACCCAGUUCCACAACUUCCAAUUGUUCCGGUUACAGAUACAAAUUUUCCGUUGUCAUCUAUAUCAUUACCACAUUUAGUAACUGGAUCUAGAUGGUUUUCUGAUUGGCCAACAGAACUAUUGUCCUACCAAUAUAGACGUUCAAAGCCAAUAGAUAAUGAUAUUAUAGAUAACAUGAAAAUGCAAGGUCCAAUUGGAUAUUCGGCUAAUCCACGUACUGGGCAUCGAAAUCAAAUACCAUAUAUAAUGGAUUCAGGUCAAUCUGCAGCUACAAAUAAUGGUACAACAAAUAAUACUAAAACGACAGAAAAUGGAGUAAAAAUUAUACCACGACGUUAUCGAAAAGUAGAAGUGAAAUAUUCAAAGUUAGGUACACAAGAUUUUGAUUUUGAACAACACAAUCAAACUUGCUUUGCUGGAUUAGAAGCCACGUUACCAAAUUCUUAUUGUAAUUCAAUGCUUCAGAUCUUAUAUUUUAUUGAACCACUGCGAAUGAAAUUAAUUUCUCACUCAUGCUAUAGAGAAUUUUGUCUCUCUUGUGAAUUGGGCUUUCUGUUUCAUAUGCUAGAUAAAUGUACAGCGACAACUCCAUGUCAAGCUAGCAAUUUCCUACGUUCGUUUCGCACUGUACCAGAGGCUUCCGCUCUUGGUUUAAUAUUGUCAGAUCAUUCAUCAAAUAUUAAUUUGAUAAGUUUGAUACAAAACUGGAAUCGUUUCAUUUUACAUCAAAUGCAUUACGAAAUUGUUGACUCGCACAAAAAAACCCAUUACAAUAAUCUACUUUAUCCUACUGCAUAUGAGAAUUUAGCAGCUAAUCCAUGUAAGAACUUUGCAGAUGUUAACAAACUGAACGAUAUAUUUCAAUCUAUUGAUGUUAAAUAUGAUGAAACAACAAGGGAUGAUGAGAGUGAAGGAAGUAAAAUGAAUGAGGACACAGAAAUAACUAAACUCUUUGGUACAAAACAAAUGUGCAUUAAUCGUUGUUUAAAGUGUAAUGGACAAAAAACAAAACAAAAUAUUUUAUUGGCUUGUAAUCUUACUUACCCCGUUCACAAUAAGGAAAUUGAAGGAUUUAAUUUUAGCACAAUAUUGAAAGGAUCACUUCGAUCAGAAAAGCAGAUUCAAGCAUUUUGUGAAAAUUGCAAAAAAUUUUCACCAACGAAACAAAGUGUAAAGGUUACAAGCUUACCUGAAAUUUUGUCCAUUAAUUGUGGACUAAGCAACGAAAAAGACUUAUCGUUUUUAAAACGACAAUUAAACAAAAAUCUUACGACUCCUCUUGAAAGCCCAGCUAUUUUAAGCACAAAUAAGCCAUGUCGAUAUGGUGUUAAUUGUUCUCGAGGUGAUUGUCAUUUUGUACAUCCUGAUAGAAAAUCUCCCUCCAACUUGAAUACAGUUACAUUGAGUGCAUCUCCAAGUGCCCGCCAAAAUGCUUGGUUCCCCUUAGGAUUCUCAAUGUCUAUUAAGUCAGAAGGUGAUUUAAACGUAUAUGUUGAAAACACAAAUAACAAACAUGAAGAGAAAAAUUUAACCACACAUAAUGAGAAUCAGGUAAUCACUCAAGAUGUUACUGAAAAUGCUAGUGAAGUUAAGGAUUUAAAAACAGUAUUUAAUAGUUCUAUAAAUCGAGAUUAUUCUUUACAUGCGGUAGUAUGUCAAAUUGACGAUGGCACACAAAAACAUCUUGUUUCACUUAUAAAUGUUGAUAAAAAAUAUCAUAGCUUGAAAGUUACAAAUGAAAAAAACAAUAUCGAAGAUCAAUGGUAUAUUUUUAAUGACUUCAGCAUAUCACCGGUUUCAACGCAAGAAUCUGUUUGGUUUACCCUCGAUUGGAAAGUACCUUGUGUUCUGUUUUAUAAAAGUAUGAAACCAGAAUUUGAAAACAACACAGCUCCUCUGAAUAUAAUUGACAUUAGGCCGCAAUUUUUUAAUCCCUUUAUACAGGAUAUUUUAAAUGCUUCGCCUAGCAAACUAAAUGACGGAUUUUUGAGGCCAUUGCAACCUAAUGAACUGCCAAAAGCUGGUGAUUUAGUAGCAAUGGAUGCUGAAUUUGUUACCUUAAAUCCGGAAGAGAGUGAAAUUCGUCCAGAUGGUAAAAUUGCUACCAUAAAGCCGUGCCAUAUGAGUGUUGCACGUAUAUCAUGUAUACGAGGCCAAGGUCCAAAUGAAGGCUUUCCAUUUAUGGACGAUUAUAUAGCAACUCAAGAAAAAGUUGUAGAUUAUUUGACACAAUUUUCUGGUAUAAAACCUGGAGAUUUGGAUGCUAAUUUCAGUAGCAAGAGAUUGACUGCAUUGAAAAAUUCAUAUCAGAAAUUGAAGUAUUUAGUAGAUGUUGGAGUAAUAUUUGUGGGACAUGGUUUAAAAAACGAUUUUAGAGUAAUAAAUAUUCAUGUGCCGUGUGAUCAAAUCAUCGACACUGUGCAUUUAUUUCAUCUGCCACAUCACCGCAUGGUAUCGUUAAGAUUUUUAGCUUGGCAUUUUUUCGGAACAAAAAUACAAUCAGAAACACAUGACUCUGUGGAAGAUGCGCGCACCACUCUACAACUCUAUAAGCAUUAUUUGCAAUUGCAAAAUGAGAAUAAAUUUAGCACUGCACUUAAAAAUCUUUACGAUAUUGGAAAACAAUUACAAUGGAAAGUACCAGAGGAUUAAGUUAAGCAAACGAAAAAUUUAAAUGUGAAAUAUGUAAAAGUCAACAAAAUAUAACUGUAAUAUACAGUAAAGUACAAAAUCAACACCGAACCGUUAAAUUAAUAUUCCAUUUUAACAAAGAACUAUAAUUUAUUAAAAC
This is a messenger RNA of Teleopsis dalmanni, 3966 nucleotides long. RefSeq names its product PAN2-PAN3 deadenylation complex catalytic subunit PAN2 (gene PAN2). Gene Ontology annotation, biological process: nuclear-transcribed mRNA poly(A) tail shortening; mRNA processing. The transcript has 20 exons. The coding region runs from base 75 to 3827 and encodes 1250 amino acids. Lineage: Eukaryota; Metazoa; Arthropoda; Insecta; Diptera; Diopsidae. Gene Ontology annotation, molecular function: protein binding; poly(A)-specific ribonuclease activity; nucleic acid binding. The record is from RefSeq and is a predicted model, not a curated record. Gene Ontology annotation, cellular component: P-body; PAN complex.